Molecule: messenger RNA, 1128 nt
Organism: Rhizoctonia solani
Lineage: Eukaryota; Fungi; Basidiomycota; Agaricomycetes; Cantharellales; Ceratobasidiaceae
Exons: 6
Coding region: 1-1128 (375 amino acids)
Source: RefSeq, a predicted model, not a curated record
AUGGCAGUCGUACCCACUGGUUUAACUAUUGAGAUUCCCCAACAGGCCACAGCAAAGCAAGGAGGGCCAUUCUUUGGGGUGCACUGUGGCGUUGUAAACGGUGUCUACAAUUCUGACGAUUGGACAUACAUACAUACUCUGUUAAAAUCAAGCGUGGCUCGCAAGUUCGUCGACCCCGUAUUCGCUCGAUUUGCCCUCUGGAACGCCGCUGUUUGGUUUCGAGAGACUGGUAUUAGACUCAAUGAUGAUGCCGCCGCUCAACUUGGCGAACUACCAUGCCCACCCCGACAAAUUUUAUCUGGCGAAAUUUUCUCUGCUCUUUACCCCCGUGGGACUACCAUAAUCUACAAUGAUAACGAUGUUAUCCUACCGUACACUGGUCGUGAACCUCGACUUAGCCACGUCCUUAUGAUCCCUCGUGCCAACUUUAGUGACAACGAGAACGAUGACGCCCUCAGCCAUACUUGUGACGACAACAACGAACUCAACCCGUUUCUCUCAGGUACUGGUGUGGCCCCAGAGGCACCUUCGCAAUCCAAUACCACUGCUAGCAAGCUGGCAGGCACAAUUCCUAAUGCCGCGCCACCUUCUGCUACAUCCGCUCACGAGAUACGCUCCCAUCCCAGUGCUCGAGGAAGGGCCGCAGCCACACGUCGUAUCAGCCAAGUGUCCCCGCCUCCACCAACCAUCGCCACCGCGCAUUCGCGCCCUCCCUCCCCCCAACCCUCAACUUGGGUUUCUCGUGGCGACGAUGAUAGAUGGGUCUUUCAUCGAUCAACAUACGUCGCGAGUCCCACAAUUGCCAUGUCAUCUCCCGAACGCUCUCCUGAAUGUUCGCUUCCUGACAAUCAGCCAUCGGGCUCACAGCAAUAUACCAGCUCGCAGACGUCGAUUUGUAGUAGCCUACAACUCACCGGCUCCCAGGAAUCAACAAGCCAAUCACAAAUUGUUAGUCGCGAGGCCCGUCAUCGUAUGCGCAUUCUCAGCAACAUGCGCAACAGGGACCCCAGCGUCGAAUCCCAGGUUUGUACCGAAGUAAUCCUUCACUUGCUUGCAUCCAGUGAUUUUACUGCAGAGGGCCUUGCAGAAAUUAUGAAUGCUGUGGCAGACCAAGUCUCGGCAGUUUAA